Messenger RNA from Caenorhabditis sp. 36 PRJEB53466, 2509 nucleotides. The record is from the annotation of a GenBank genome assembly. Lineage: Eukaryota; Metazoa; Nematoda; Chromadorea; Rhabditida; Rhabditidae.
AUGGCCGCUACUCAGCAGUCGAACACUCAGAAGAGCGUCAUGUAUCGCAUACCGUCCGAGCGCACUCGUAAGUUCCCUUUUUUGAGUCGAUUUUUCAUUGAAAACCAACCCGUAUUGCGUCUUUAAAAUUGGGCUACAGUGACCAAGUUUAAAGGCGCAGCACACUGGUUUUCGAGAGGAUUUGCAUCGAUUUUUUGGUUGAAAACCGAGCUGCGCCUCAACCGAGUUUAAAGGCGCAUGGUGUACAUACAAAACCGUUUUUCAGUGGAUCACCUGCACGAGAUGAUCGGGUCCCGAAUGUCGAAAAUGUCGCUGAAAAGCACGCUACGCGGCAUUUCGAAUCCGUACGAGCGUGACGAAAACGAGGGAAGCGAUGACAAAGUGUUCGAUCUGUUCAAGAUUCCGAACAAGAACGAGGCGUCGAUCGGAAAACUGCUCACUGUGCUCCGUCAACUGGGACUCCGCGACGACGAUCCGCGCCUAGUUCCGAUGAUGGAAAAGAUUCGGGAAUUUGAGAAUAUCGCCGAGGAGAAGUGCAGCGAGGCGACGGAGCAAAAGCACUGGAAGCUGAGCAAGCAGCAGUUCAAAGAGUGCAUCGCGCCGAGCAUCGACAUUGUCUCGCGCGCCCUGCAGACCGACCUGGUCAUUCCGAACUGGCUGGCGUUUGUGGAGAAGAUGAGGAAUCUGUUCAACGAGUGCAAAGAGAUCCGCGACGGUCAGGUGGCCACCUACAUUCCUCAGUUGGCCAGGCAGUCUCCCGAUCUGUGGGCCGUCUCGUUGUGCACCGUCGACGGACAGAGGGUACGUUUCGAUCUUUCCCUCACAACAACAACACCGAAGAUCACAUUUUGGUCGUCUCUCUCUCUCUCUCUCUCUCUCUGUCUCGGUUGUUAAAUACGACACACUUUUAUGAUAGUGCUGGUUGGAAAGAAUUUUGGUCUCCAACGUCAUCUGAUUGGCGGAAUCGCCACGAAACACUGUUCAACUUACAGGCGUCUUUCGGAGACGUCAAGCACCAUUUCUGUGUGCAGUCCGUCUCGAAGGCCUUCAACUAUGCGAUCGUCGCUUCUGACCUCGGCGCAGACGUCGUUCAUUCUUAUGUGGGACAAGAGCCCAGCGGACGACUUUUCAACGAGAUCUGCUUGGAUUCCAAAAGUACACUCAUUUCAUAACCUUCCAGAAUGAUCUCAAAGUUUCAGACAAACCACACAAUCCGAUGGUGAACUCGGGAGCGAUAGUGAUAACUUCGUUGAUAAAAAACAAGGACAACAUGGCGGAUCGGUUCGAUUACGUGCUGAACCAGUACAGAAAGAUUGCCGGAAACGAGUACAUCGGCUUCAACAAUGCCACGUUUCUUUCGGAACGAUCCACCGCCGAUCGGAACUACGCUCUUUCGUACUUUAUGAAGGAGAACCGAUGCUUUCCAAGAGAGGUAAAUAGUUUGCAAUCAGUAAGUUUCUAGUCAAACUGCUUCUCUACAGACCGAAUCCCUGACGGACGCCCUUGAUUUCUACUUCCAACUGUGUUCCGUGGAGGUGACGUGUGAGUCGCUGGCCGUGAUGGCGUCCACACUUGCGAACGGAGGUGUGUGCCCGAUCACCAACGAGACUUGCGUCGAUCCGAAUCCGUGCAGAGACGUGCUAUCGCUCAUGUACUCGUGCGGAAUGUACGACGCUUCCGGACAGUUCUCGUUUAACGUGAGUCACUGAUGUCCGACUGGUUGCAAUCAGGAGACGAUAGUUGUUUAGGUCGGACUGCCGGCCAAGUCGGGCGUGAGUGGAGCGAUGAUAGUGGUCGUGCCGAAUGUGAUGGGCAUCUGUCUGUUCUCGCCGCCACUGGAUUCGCUGGGCAACAGUCGCCGAGGAGUUUCGUUCUGCAAGAAGUUGGUCAACACGUUCAACUUCCACAACUACGAUUGUCUUGUACACAACGCAAACAGCAAAGCGGAUCCGAGAAGGUCAGCUUGUACACAUAAAAUAUCAGUACACUUUCACAGAGAAGCUCAACUUUUCUUGAAAAGAAGACCAUUCGAGCAUUAAGUUGCAUUAAGUUAUCUUCAGAAACCUUUCGAUGCUAGCUAGCACGUGUUCAUAACUGCUCACUUUCCAGAAGAGACAUCCGCGAACGGGACUAUCUGAUUCCGGUGUUCCAUGUGGCACGCGGCGGCGAUCUGCCCACCAUGCGCCGUCUUUACAUGCAGGGCGAGGACCUGAACGCGUCAGAUCACGACGAUCGGACAGUGCUGCACAUCGCCGCCACCGAGGGAUACGAGACGAUGAUCAAGUUCCUCGUGAACGUGGCCAAAGUCGACGUGGACAAGAAGGACCGCUGGGGACGGACGCCGCUAGACGAGGCGAAGCACUUCAAGCACGACCACGUGGCACGGUUUCUCGAGAAGGCGAUGAAGCGGCCCGAGCACCGGCGCCACGAUUCGGUCUCUUCGUUGGACUCGGACGACGAGAUGGACGACGACGGUUUUCCAGAGAAGCCCACGUUUAGCAUCGAAUAG